Hyaloscypha bicolor E is the source of this 1678-nucleotide messenger RNA. Its product is annotated as nucleoside hydrolase. The transcript is spliced from 6 exons. Gene Ontology annotation, molecular function: purine nucleosidase activity. NCBI's taxonomy places the organism in Eukaryota, Fungi, Ascomycota, Leotiomycetes, Helotiales, Hyaloscyphaceae. Bases 192 to 1553 code for a protein of 453 amino acids. Gene Ontology annotation, biological process: purine nucleoside catabolic process. The record is from RefSeq and is a predicted model, not a curated record. Gene Ontology annotation, cellular component: cytosol.
AAUGACUUCCUGUGCACAGUUCUGAGCUGAGGGAGCAAUACACGCCAUCAUCAUUAGAAAGCCAGGAUACUGCACCCAUUUCAUCUCAUCGAAGGUUCCUCAACAUUUCUGCUCAAGUCAAAGAGACCUCUACGUCAACAUCAGAAACCCGUCAAAUCCCUGUGCCCUCUGACCAAGGAGUUUGAUCAACAAUGGCUGCUCUAAACCGCAUUAUCAUCGACACCGAUCCUGGCGUUGACGAUGUUCUGGCUAUGCUCCUUGCUUUCGCGGCAAAGCCCGAAGAACUUGACAUUCUUCUUAUAUCCGUAACUUAUGGAAAUGUCGAAGUUCAGAGUUGUUUGCGGAAUGUUGUUGCCCUUUUCCAUGUGAUUGAUAAAGAACGAGAGUGGCGAAAAGCUCGUGGCCAACUCGAGGGCUUCGAGGCUAUGUUGUCUUCAAAGCCUAUUGUGGCGGUUGGCGCUGAUCACCCUUUGGAAGAUGAGAUCUUGAUGGCCGAUUACUUCCAUGGCAUCGAUGGUUUGGCGGGCGUUCACAUAUCGCACCCUCAUCUCUCGCCGUCUGAUGCUUGGAAGACAUUAUUCCAGCCACCUACAGCUAAGGCCAGUGCCGAGGAAGUGGCAGAAGCGCAAGAACUUGCGGCUCUCACGACGUCUUUCAGAGCUUCCCAGGUCCCCGCACAUAAGGAAAUGCUUCGACUUCUCAAAGAAAACCCUCGAGAUUCGAUCACCAUCGUUUGUGUCGGCCCACUUACGAAUUUGGCAUUAGCUGCGGCAGAAGAUCCUGAGACAUUCCUCAAAGUCAAGGAGGUAGUCGUGAUGGGAGGUGCUAUUGAUGUGGAGGGUAACAUUACCCCUGUUGCUGAGUUCAACACCUACGCCGAUGCUGUUGCAACAGCAAGGGUUUUUGCGUUAACUUCGCCCAACCCCUCUUCAACAUUCCCUCCAUUGCCGUUGAAAUUAUCGACUCUCGCACCCUACCCUCGCCAACUGUCAAGGCCGCUCAAGCUAACCCUGUUUCCCCUCGAUGUCACAACUCCUCACACCCUUCAAAGAUCUCAUGUUUCAGCGAAGCUUGACCCACUAAUCAAAGCUGGAUCUCCUUUGGCGGAAUGGACUUCUGCAUUUGUGCACAAGACACUUGACAAGAUGGAGUCUCUCACCAGGAAGCAAGCAGACAUUGGACUAGAGUUGCAUGAUCCUUUGCCAAUUUGGUACAUGCUCACUCGAUCAGCUCCAUCCUGGAUGCUCGCUCCCAAGGCCCCUGAAGAUAUAAGAGUUGAGACCGCUGGUCAAUGGACAAGGGGAAUGCAUAUCAUCGAUCGUCGAAAUAGGAAGAAGGGGGGAGUCUCACAGCAAGUCAAGAGCCCUGGCGCUGUUGACAUUUCGAACCCGAUGGAGAACCUCACUAUUGCAAAGGCUGAGGAUGAGGGUGAUGCCCCAGGAGACAACGGUGGUUGGCUUAGUCUGGCGAAAGGCAACAGGAUCAAUCGGAUUAUCUCGAGCCCCGGCGAGGCUGAAUUUGGACCAUAUCUAUUGGAACGAGUAUUUGGUUAGAUAUGUAGGGUUUUUUUUGGACGUUGGCAUGCACCCUUUUUGAUCAGCACACGAACAGCUAAGCUCAGAAGUAUAGAAUAAAAACGACAUAUUCCAAUAACUAGUAAUUGUCUACUGAAUACCAA